Molecule: messenger RNA, 888 nt
Organism: Hevea brasiliensis (rubber tree)
Lineage: Eukaryota; Viridiplantae; Streptophyta; Magnoliopsida; Malpighiales; Euphorbiaceae
Product: signal peptidase complex subunit 3B
Exons: 6
Coding region: 226-729 (167 amino acids)
Biological process (GO): protein targeting to ER
Cellular component (GO): signal peptidase complex; membrane
Source: RefSeq, a predicted model, not a curated record
CACGCUCAUUUCUCCUCUAAAUCAAAACCCUCAAAACGACUCAAAUCAAAGCGACUCGUUCUCUCUUCUCAGACCGGAAACCUCAACACUGACGACAACAGCGACUACACCAUAAGAAAAGCUAGUACUUUCCCAGAAUCACCACUGACUCCGGCGAGUUUGCUAUUGGUUUCGUCCAAACGAAACGACAGAAAGUCUCUCCAAUACGAUAUCGGAGUAGCAAACAUGCAUUCCUUUGGCUACAGAGCUAACGCUUUACUUACUUUCGCCGUUACCAUCCUCGCGCUAAUUUGCGCAAUGGCCUCCCUCUCCGAUAACUUCAAUUCUCCCUCUCCCUCUUCCCAAAUCCAGAUAUUGAAUAUCAAUUGGUUUCAAAAGCAGCCGCAUGGAAAUGAUGAGAUUAGCCUCACAAUGAAUAUAACAGCUGAUUUACAGUCAUUGUUUACAUGGAACACAAAGCAGGUUUUUGUAUUUGUAGCUGCAGAGUAUGAAACCCUAAAGAAUUCCUUGAACCAGGUCUCACUUUGGGAUGCAAUUAUACCAACCAAAGAGCAUGCAAAAUUUUGGGUUCAAACUGCAAACAAAUAUCGUUUUGUUGACCAGGGAAGCAAUCUUCGCGGUAAAGAAUUCAACUUGACUUUGCACUGGCAUGUCAUGCCCAAGACAGGCAAAAUGUUUGUCGAUAAACUAGUCAUGUCUGGAUUCCGCUUGCCUGAAGAGUAUAGAUAAGGAUAGGUCUUUGCUGUACUCGUUUUUUAGCUGUAACUUGUGACAUUUAAUCUGAGAUGAUAAAGUUCGGCGGAAUUAAAACAAUGAAAAAACUAGAAACAAAAAAAAAAAAACGUAUGUCGUUGACAAAGGAAAUUAAUACUUUUGGGAUUUCUAGUA